Messenger RNA from Olea europaea var. sylvestris, 1662 nucleotides. RefSeq lists its product as uncharacterized. The record is from RefSeq and is a predicted model, not a curated record. Lineage: Eukaryota; Viridiplantae; Streptophyta; Magnoliopsida; Lamiales; Oleaceae. The transcript has 3 exons. Bases 1 to 1662 code for a protein of 553 amino acids.
AUGGUGCAGCAAAAUCAGUUUGGGGGUGCUGCAAUAGAAGACCCAAAUGCUCAUCUUGGAUCCUUUUUGGAAAUUUGUGACAUGGUGAAGAUGAAUGGGGUUACUAAAGAUGCAAUUAGACUCUGCCUAUUCUCAUUCUCUUUAAGGGAUAAAGCAAAGGCUUGGUUCCAGUCACUACCAUAUGGCUCAAUUACACUUGGGAUGAUUUGGCUCAGAAAUUCCUCACCAAGUACUUUCCACCUUCUAAAUCAGCUCAACUUCGCGAAAUGGGUGCAAAUUGAGAUAUUUUAUAAUGGGCUAAAUGAGCAGACAAGGACUAUGGUAGAUGCAGUUGUGGGAGGCAUUUUAAUGGCUAAAAUAGUAGAGGCUACAUAUGCUUUAUUGGAUGACAUAGCUACCAACAGUUACCAAUGGCCAAGUGAGAGAUCGGGUGUAAAGAAAGUAGCAGGACUUCAUGAAGUGGAUCCCAUCAUCGCACUAGCAGCUCAGGUUGCAUCACUCACAAAUCAGAUAGUCACGCUUACCACUCAAGAUCAACAGAAGGUAGAUUCAGUCAUGAGUACUUCUUCAUCACACCAAGAGACAGAGGUUGCAAACGAGCAGGCCCAAUAUGUCAAUAGUAGAAACUACACUCAAAGAGGAAGCUACCAAGCUAAUCACUAUCAUCCAGGGUUGAGGAAUCACGAGAACUUGUCAUAUGGCAACAAUAGAAACACACUUCAACCUCCACCCGGAUUCAACACUCAGAAUUCUGAUGGGAAACCACCCUUGGAAGACAUCCUUGGGACGUUCAUUUCUGAGACAAGAUCACGCUUCAACAAAGAUGAAUCACGGUUGGGUAAAAUUGAAACACAUGUGUCCAACAUGGGAGCCACAAUGAAGAAUCUUGAAGUGCAAAUUGGCCAAUUGGCUACCUCAAUGAAGUCUCAGCAAAAAGGAAAAUUUCCAAGUGAUACAGAGGUCAAUCCAAAGGAGCACUGUAAAGCUGUUGUAUUAAGGAGUGGCAAGCAAGUUGGAGAAAGUGAACCCACCGAAGAUAGCAACCCCACACCUGAUAAGGAGAAAGAACAAGUAGUAGAAGAGCAAGAAAAGCAAGCCAAAGGAACAAAUAAGGCUCACGGAACUUACUCCAUAUCCUUCCCUGACAACCCACCAAUUCUCACACUACCACUUCCAUUUUCACAGCAUGCUUUGGAACAAAUGCCAAAUUAUGCAAAGUUUAUGAAGGAAGUGAUGUCAAAGAAGCGAAAAUUGGAAGAAUAUGAAACAAUAAAAUUGACAGAAGAAUGCAGCGCUAUUCUUCAAAAGAAACUUCCUCAGAAGAGAAAAGAUUCGGGCAGCUUCACUAUUCUAUGCACCAUUGGAAGCUCUUCCUUUGAAAAGGCCCUCUAUGAUCUAGGAGCAAGCAUCAACCUAAUGCCGUUAUCAGUAUUUAAGAAGUUAGGCCUCGGGGAAGUCAAGCCAACAACAGUGACUCUACAACUAGCUGAUAGGUCCCUCACUUACCCACGAGGCAUUAUUGAAGACGUGUUAGUAAAGGUCGACAAAUUUAUCUUCCUAGUUGAUUUUGUGGUACUGGAUAUGGAAGAAGAUCAGGAAUUUCCACUGAUUUCAGGCAGGCCAUUUUUAGCAACUGGAAGAGCAUUAAUUGAUGUGCAAUGA